GAAUCUAACCUUUUCAAUUUCUAAACCCUCGAUUCUCUCUCACCUUGCCUUCCACAUUCUCUAGAUUCCGUUUCCUCUCCAAGAUACAACAACCAUCUGUAAUCAUCACUCUCCUCCAUUUCUCUUUUAUGUUCCUGUUUUGAUCGUCAUCAACACCACGAAAAAGUCCAUCGGAAAACAGAGGGCUUUACAUGGGGAGCUUAAAUCCGUCUCCUGAACUCACCUUGGAUCUCAAACCAAGUUUUAUCCCCAAAACUAUCAGUCAGUUUCUUGGAGGAAUGUCGAGAAUCGGUAGCGUAACCGAGAAGGUAUUGCAGGUUGAUGAUUUCGUUGACCGAUUAGAAACCGAAACGCGGAAAAUCGAAGCAUUUGAACGGGAACUUCCUCUGUGCAUGCUCCUCAUCAAUGAUGCAAUUGUUGCAUUGAAAGAAGUUUCAAUGGUGUUAAAGAAAUCAUCAAAUGCUGAGCCUGUACUUGAAGAAUUUAUACCACUCAAGAACAGUUGUGAUGAUGAUGCAAAAGUUGAAAGUAUCAUAAAAAAGGACAGUGGUGAUAAAAAGAAUUGGUUGAGCUCCACACAGCUUUGGAACACCAAUGAGAACAUCAUCCAGAUACCAAAUGCAACAAUUAAAAAGAGAGCUGAGGAAGAAGAUUGUGGGAAAGCAUUUUUCUUCCCUGAAAUCAAGAAUCCAAUGAGGGAAAAUGGUUUGCUUACUGAAAUCAACGGUGACUGUAGAUUGACACAAAAUGUCCAAUCAAACAUACAGACUAGCGGCACCGCCGGUCUGCCACCACACCAGCAGACAUCCAGGAAACAAAGAAGAUGCUGGUCCACGGAGUUGCAUAGACGAUUUGUCAAUGCCUUGCAACAACUUGGUGGCUCACAUGCAGCCACCCCUAAGCAGAUUCGAGAACUUAUGCAAGUAGAUGGUCUCACCAACGAUGAAGUGAAGAGCCAUUUGCAGAAAUACAGGCUUCAUACACGAAGGUUUCCAUCUUCAAACACAAAUCAAUCAGGUGUUGUUUUGGGUGGCGGUUUAUGGAUGCCGCCACAAGAUCAGUAUGUUGGAUCCUCCAAAUGUAGCAAUUCUCAAUCCGGUUCUCCUGAUGGCCCCCUCCCAAAUGGCGGCAACACCAUGGACGACGAAGAAGACGAGAAAUCUGAGAAUUAUUGCUGGACUGGUAAUCUUUAACCAAUUUUAGAAACAAACACCACACUGCAGCCUUUAUUUAUAUAUAAGAAAAGAUGUAAUCUAUACACAAAUAGUAGAAAUUUUGCAGGAUUAGUUCGAUUUUAACUCCAUUAAACUUCUGUUGAUUUGAAUUAUUAGUCCAAUAGAGAACAUGAAGAAUGGAUUAUAUUUAAGCAUAUUAUUCCCCU
Molecule: messenger RNA, 1381 nt
Organism: Cynara cardunculus var. scolymus (artichoke)
Lineage: Eukaryota; Viridiplantae; Streptophyta; Magnoliopsida; Asterales; Asteraceae
Product: transcription factor NIGTH1-like
Exons: 5
Coding region: 192-1193 (333 amino acids)
Biological process (GO): regulation of DNA-templated transcription
Molecular function (GO): DNA-binding transcription factor activity; DNA binding
Source: RefSeq, a predicted model, not a curated record